AUGAGCUUCGCGAAGCCCCAAGCGGGGCUGACAAAUGUCACCGGCGUCUCGGUCUCUGACGGCGGUAUCUCCUGGAAGGACAGCAAUAAUGGCACAGGCGAAGCAAAACGCCAGAAUCUGCUGUUUGUUCUUGACCUUGCACAAUCCCCCAGCCAAAAGACGGGCUUCAUAAUUUCAAUUUUGGUCGAGAGCCCGGAGAGUCCAGAAGACCGCUUCCGACUGCUGCUCUUGCUCGCGGACGCUGUCCCCGAUGAGCUCCGGCAGCAUCGCAUCACCGGCCUGCCUUCUUAUUUGCGGCCUGUAAAUGGUAAGCAGGAAGUUGACGUCGUUGUAUCUACGAAAUCGGGCGUCGGUCUGUCUCUGCAGUUCUGGCAGAAUGUAUUGCAACCUCUCUGGACUGUGAUCGCGGAGCAGUCAUCCGAUACAGUCAUCCGAGAGUCACCAAACGUUCUUGUCACUGAAGAUGCGCAAAGCGUUCGGAAUUUCGCCCGACAGGUUGGUGGCUCUGAGGGCAAAUCGACUGGCGAAAUCGCUCAAUCAAGGACCAUCAUUCUUCUAAGCGGAGAUGGCGGCGUUGUCGACCUCAUAAAUGGCAGCUCUCACGAUGAAUCUGUAUUGGAGCAGCGGCAGUUACUCUUGGCUCUUCUUCCGCUGGGCACCGGAAAUGCCCUUUUCCACUCUCUGCACAAGCCCCUUUGGGCAACCCAAGAUGGCAAGACGGAAGAAGCUUCUCCUCUGGUCCUGGGUCUGAGGACGCUAUUCGGCGGCGUUCCCGCAAACUUGCCUCUAUUCCGAGCGUCGUUCUCCCCGGGGUCGCGCAUCGUCAAAUUCACACCGACGACUGAAGUGCCUUUGGGAGACGACGCCUCCAGUAAUCCAUUGCAUCUCGAGAAAGAAGAAACUCGAGUGUCGCAUCUCUUUGGUGCCGUGGUCGCAAGCUACGGCUUUCACUCUAGCAUAGUCUACGAAAGCGAUACCCCCGAGUACCGCGUCCACGGCGACAAACGCUUUGGCAUGGUUGCCCAAGAGCUCCUCCGCGAAUCACACCCUUACAAUGCACAAAUAGAUGUUCGCCGUCCCUCUUCGUCCUCGGCAUCGCAGUGGGAGACCAUCCCGGGAGACAGGCAUGCCUAUGUGCUAGUGACGCCGCUCUCUAACUUGGAGCGCACAUUCACGAUAUCUCCCGCGAGUAAGCCUCUUGAUGGGAAGCUCCGUUUAGUUCAUUUCGGCACCAUAGGGGGCGAGAGGACGUUGGAUGUCAUGAUGAAGGCGUAUGACGAGGGAAAGCAUAUUGGGAUGAAGUGGGAUGAUGGACACGAGGUGCGGUAUGAAGAGGUGGACGAAGUGAAGGUCACGGUUUUGGAAGAGGAUGAGCGAUGGCGGAAAGUGUGUAUUGACGGUACGAUUGUUGACAUACCUCAAGGAGGGGAGCUGUCUGUACGAAAAGAAGAGAAGAGCGGGUUUGACAUUUUGGUUGAUUCGCGGGUGCUUCCAAGCAGCUGA
Trichoderma aggressivum f. europaeum is the source of this 1503-nucleotide messenger RNA. RefSeq lists its product as uncharacterized. The record is from RefSeq and is a predicted model, not a curated record. The coding region runs from base 1 to 1503 and encodes 500 amino acids. Gene Ontology annotation, biological process: phosphorylation; sphingosine biosynthetic process. Gene Ontology annotation, cellular component: membrane; intracellular membrane-bounded organelle; cytoplasm. Gene Ontology annotation, molecular function: lipid kinase activity. The transcript has a single exon. Lineage: Eukaryota; Fungi; Ascomycota; Sordariomycetes; Hypocreales; Hypocreaceae.